Molecule: messenger RNA, 602 nt
Organism: Serpula lacrymans var. lacrymans S7.9
Lineage: Eukaryota; Fungi; Basidiomycota; Agaricomycetes; Boletales; Serpulaceae
Exons: 6
Coding region: 128-469 (113 amino acids)
Biological process (GO): cytoplasmic translational elongation
Cellular component (GO): ribosome; cytosolic large ribosomal subunit
Molecular function (GO): structural constituent of ribosome
Source: RefSeq, a predicted model, not a curated record
GCGGUCUGCAAAGGCGUUCUAGCAUAUCAAUCGUCGGAUAGAAUCCACAGGUCUUCCCUUGAGGAUUAAAAGCGAUUUGUGGCUGCCCGUAACCCAUUACAACUCGUCCAAACUUCACACAUAAAAAAUGCGUCAUAUCGCUGCUUACCUCCUUCUCCAAAUCGGUGGCAACGCCUCUCCUUCUGCUGCUGAUGUGAAGAAGGUCCUUGGUGCUGUUGGCAUUGAGGCUGACGAUGAGCGCCUCGAAAAACUUAUCUCCGAGCUCGAGGGCAAGGACGUAAAUGCUCUGAUCGCUGAGGGAUCUGCCAAGCUCGCUUCCGUUCCUUCUGGUGGUGCAGUUGCUGUCAGUUCCGGUGGCGCUGCAGCAGGAGGUGCUCCUGCUGCCGCCGCCGAGGAGAAGAAGGAGGAGAAGAAAGAAGAGGAGAAGGAGGAGUCCGACGACGACAUGGGCUUCGGUCUCUUCGAUUAAUUACGUUAUUAUCUUGUCCUGUAUUUCCACGAAAAAGUGUAUUCAUACGCUUGCAGCUACAAGCUAAUAAUGACGAGAUUGGUGCCGAUCUCGGGCGGAUGCGCGCUUAUGAGAGGACGGAAAAGGCGAGUUC